This is a messenger RNA of Fusarium coffeatum, 3507 nucleotides long. RefSeq lists its product as uncharacterized. Gene Ontology annotation, molecular function: microtubule binding. Gene Ontology annotation, cellular component: mitotic spindle; spindle microtubule; microtubule organizing center. Lineage: Eukaryota; Fungi; Ascomycota; Sordariomycetes; Hypocreales; Nectriaceae. The transcript has 3 exons. Gene Ontology annotation, biological process: mitotic spindle assembly. The coding region runs from base 1 to 3507 and encodes 1168 amino acids. The record is from RefSeq and is a predicted model, not a curated record.
AUGGCCGACAACAAACUUACCGACCAGCAGGUCGCUGACCUCAACACCAUCCUGCGCGGUGAUGCUUCCCUCGACUCCAAGGUCCAAUAUGUCACAAUCAUCAAGUCCGGCAUCAAGCAACACAAUGUUCCCGAGUCGAGCGUUCCACAGCUCUUUGAAGGCUUGCGCGCCGCUACCACAUCACAGCAUGCUGCUCUGGUAAACGCUGGCUUCACAGCGCUCAACCAUCUCCUCACACGACUCUCGCGCCAAGAUCCGAAGCUAUUGUCCAGAGAAGCAGCUCGAACUCUACCACUGGUUGUUGACAAGCUUGGUGAUCACAAAGACAAGUUCCGCUCGCUAGCCUCGCACUCCCUCGUUACUCUAUUCUCUGUCGCACCAGCCGAUGUGGAACGGUUUGUUCGAAACACAGCUAUGCAAGGAAAGAACCCAAGAGCGAAGGAGACUUCCAUGCAAUGGCUUUUACAGAUGCACCAAGAAAAUGGACUUCCUUUCCGAGCUUACGUUCCCGUGCUCAUGGAGCUACUUGAAGACGCCGAUGGAAUGGUGCGAGAUACCGCAAAGAACACAGUUAUUGAGCUUUUCCGAUCUGCGCCAAACGCCGCCAAGUCCGAUCUCAAGCGACAACUCAAGAACUUCAAAGUACGACCAGCAAUUGAGCAGGUCAUUGUCAAGGAGCUUGCACCACCUUCCAGUCGCCCCCAAACGCCUGCUGCACCCGCCGCCGAGCCCGCUCCGGUACCAGUAUCUCGUCCAGCAUUUUCUGCCAGCACAUCUUCAGCCGCAGAGCGUCCCAUUACCCCAGGAAUUGACACAAAACCCGAAAACCUCGAACCCCUGUACGUCAACACCAAUCGAGAACUCGACGACAUGAUUAAGGAAAUGGCGUGGUUUUUCGAAGGAAAAGAGACAGAGCACAACUGGUUGAAGCGAGAAAAUUCCGUCCAUAAACUGAGAAGGCUCAUUGCAGGCAAUGUUACUGAUUUUGCUGAUACCUUCCUUGCCGGAGUUAAGAGCAUGCUGGACGGCAUUAUCAAGGUAAUCACCUCUCUGAGAACCAGUAUGUGUAAAGAGGGCUGCGGUCUGAUUCAGGAUAUCGCCAACACUUUUGGUCCUGCAAUGGAUCCUUUGGUUGAGCAGCUUAUGCAAUGUUUUGUUAAGCUAUCUGCGGGAACGAAGAAGAUCAGCUCACAGCUCGCGAAUGAAACAGUCGAGACAAUCUUGAGCAGAGUUACUUAUACCCCUCGGUUGAUGCAACAUAUCUCGUUUGCUUCUGAAGACAAGAACGUUGCGCCAAGGACUUUUGCUACAGGGUGGCUAAAAACCAUUUUGAAAAAGGAGGCUCAUCACAAGCACCAUAUUGAGCAUACUGGUGGUGUUGAUAUAGCCGUGAAGUGUAUCAAGAAGGGUUUGGCCGAUGCCAAUCCUGCUGUGAGAGAAAAGAUGAGGUCAACCUUCUGGACUUUCUGGGGAUUAUGGCCUGCCAAAGCAGAGUCCUUGAUGGCCGAUUUGGAUGGCACUGCGCAAAAGCUCCUGAACAAGGACCCCAGCAACCCCAAUGGGUCAAAGACCGCCGAACCAGCAGCCCGACCUGGCCUGGGGCUGUCCAAGAGUACUAUGAGUACUGGCAAGCCCAGCAUUCGAGAGGCUAUGAUGGCUCAGCGCAAGGCAAACGCGACCAAAAACCUUCCAGCCCGACCUGGUUCGGCCAUGGCUCAGCUAUCACCUGUUAAGACCACUACUAGCUCCUCGAGUGCUGCACCAAGCAAGCCUUCAGGGACCCGAUCAAGGCCCGAGACUGGUGGAAUGUCAGGGGCCCCUAUGCGACCAUCAAGAAAGCGACCCGAGAUGGCGGCCCGUCCUGCCACAGCUGGACCAUAUUCCGUCCGCGACAUGGAUACAGCAAGUCCCGAGAGCGUCAGGUCAAAGACACCGGCGCCCCGAGAAACUACACCUAAGAGGACCGGUCCCCGAACACGGCCUGGGCAUGCUCCUCAUGGUAGCGAAUCAAGCCUAGCGUCACCUACGUCUACAAGAACAGGUCAAAAGCCAGCGGCAUCACCUCGAACGAGCCCUACCAAGUUGAAGCAAUCCCAAUCUGCUAUGCUACCUAUGAGCAGUCCUUCAAGAGCUGAUGAGGACUUCACCAUGGUGGUUCCGAAUAUGGCCAACUUGAGAACUAUGCAAAGACAUGGGCCCGCGCCUGCAAGGGCACCCCCCGUCCCCCAAGAACCAGAACCGCUAAUCACACCAACGACGGAAUCUGUACCCCAGAUUGUCUCAGAGCCAGCACCAGAGCCCCCGGCCGAGCCUGUGUCUGAGCCAGAACCUAAGCCUGAGCCAGAGACAGUCCCUGUGCCCGUGGCUGAACCUGUGGUCGAGCCUGUAGCCGAGGCUGUGGCUGAGCCUCGAGAUCAACACAUGGAAGAGGUCGUUGAGCCUGAAGCGCCGGCCCAGCCUGAGGAAUUUGCUCAGCCCGAAGAGCCUGUCAAGCCUGAGGAGCCUGCUGCUGCCCCGGAGCCCGUUGUUGAGGCCGCACCUGAGCCACCAGCACCCAUGCCGGUUGAGCCUGCUCCAACAGCCCAGGCUCCUGCUCUUCAGGUCUACGAGGACCCCUUCACUGAUGAACAGCCAUCACCGAAGCCAAGCUUCAACCUCCCUGUGCUGGAGGACAAACCUGUCAAUGCUGAUGCAGCCAGUGUGCCCAUUGCUCAUGCUCAAUCUCCCGUGACCCAAAACGUAGAGGCUCCUGACAGAAGCAAGCAAAGUUUGCGGCUGCUAGAGAGUGGCAUCACCAGAAUCAAAGCGAAAACUCUUGACGUGCACGGCUUCCGAAAGUUGCAGUCUCUGUUGCGUGAUAGCAAGGGAAUCUUCACUGAUGAUAAGUUUGAGGCUCUUUUGAUUGGGCUUUUCCAAUACCUCGAGGACCCCCUGAGUGGCACCAGCCCCGAGAAGGCUCAGGAUAUCAAGGCCCAAAUCCUUGCCACGAUAAGGGUGCUCUUAAAGAAGGAGCGCGACAAUUUCCAGCCCCAUGUUUCACGGGGUCUUGAGUCACUUCUUGAGACGCGCAGUGCCUAUGAUAUUCGUGCUCAUAUCGUCAGUGGUGUUGAGGUGUUGGCCGAUGAGCUAGUUACUAUUGGUGAUGGCUCUGAAAUUGUGGUUGUCCUUACAAAGCGUCUUCAAAAUGUUGACAGUUCUACCACCGGAGGUAGCCGUAUCCUCAGCACUGGCAUGCAUGUGCUGCGAACCAUGUUGGACAAGAGGCCUAACUUUAUGCCUACUGACACCGAGCUUGGUCAACUUGCUGCUCUUGCCGGUCGAUGCCUUGCCUCCGCAGACUCGGGCGUUCGUAUGGACUCUGUUCAACUUUGCGUCGCUCUUCACUCAAGGGUAGGUGAGCAAGCAUUCUGGAAUGCUCUCAAGGACGUUCAAGAUGACCCCAAGAGCUUGAUCACAUACUACAUCGUCAAGAGACAGCGUGAGCAAGCUCCUACGAUUGCUGCCUAG